Cryptosporidium muris RN66 is the source of this 582-nucleotide messenger RNA. Its product is annotated as co-chaperone protein SBA1, putative. The record is from RefSeq and is a predicted model, not a curated record. The transcript has a single exon. Gene Ontology annotation, molecular function: Hsp90 protein binding; protein-folding chaperone binding. Gene Ontology annotation, biological process: chaperone-mediated protein complex assembly; protein folding. Lineage: Eukaryota; Apicomplexa; Conoidasida; Eucoccidiorida; Cryptosporidiidae. Bases 1 to 582 code for a protein of 193 amino acids. Gene Ontology annotation, cellular component: cytosol; nucleus.
AUGUUGCACCCUAUAGUUCUAUGGGCUCAGACUAAGAAGGCUCUCUAUGUUACUGUGGAUCUAACUGAUUUAACUGAUUACAAAGCUGAUUUAGAAGAGGAUCACUUGACAUUUUAUACAAAAGUUGGAGAUAAUGAAUAUGGCUUCACUUUGGAAUUCGCCAAAUUAAUUAAUAAAGAUGAAAGUAAGUAUCAGACUACAAGAUCUCUACAUUUUAUGCUUGUUAAGAAGGAGGAAGGAAGAUGGCCCUCAAUAGUGAAAGAGCCAUCAAAGUGCAGAAAUUGGUUGAAGUGCGAUUGGGAUAGAUGGAUAGAUACAGAUGAAGAAGAGAACCCAUCUAAUAAAUUUGAUAUGUUUGGUGGCAUGGGUGGUAUGGGUGGUAUGGAUGGUAUGGGAGGCUUUGAUAUUAGUCAAUUGGGUGGUAUGGGAGAUAUGGGAGAUAUGGGAGAUAUGGGGGAUAUGGAAGAUAUGGAAGAUAUGAAUUUUGGUGAAGAUGAUGUAGGCGAAGGUGAUGAGGAGGAAUUAGAGGUUGAUGAUGAACACAAGCAUAGUUGUAGUGACAACUGUACUCAUAAGGACUAA